Molecule: messenger RNA, 720 nt
Organism: Medioppia subpectinata
Lineage: Eukaryota; Metazoa; Arthropoda; Arachnida; Sarcoptiformes; Oppiidae
Source: the annotation of a GenBank genome assembly
AUACGGAAAAUGAAUGCAAACUAUACUCACAAGAAUGAGUUGGCGAUGGCCUGGAAUAACCUGAGUUGUGUCCACCCGGCCCUGUGUUACGGCAAAAACAAGACAAUCCUGUAUUCACUUAGCGGUCAAAUCAAUUUCCAUACAUUGACGGCACUAAUGGGUCCGUCGGGUGCGGGAAAGACCACACUUUUGAAGUGCGUUAAUAUGCGUUCAAACUCUGGCCUCACGGCUGACACACAGAUGUUUGUCAACAAAUACACGGAUUUGAGGACUUGUUUUAUAAUGCAAUCAUCCGAUGAACAUCUUUUCAUGGGUUUAACCGUCAGAGAAUCGCUAUUAUUUGCGUCAAAAAUCAAGAAUUACGGCAAAACGCGGACCAAAUUUAGGGACAGUUACGCUCAGACGGGAAGUUCAUUGCUAUGUCUGGAGUUGUGGCCGGAAAACGAGUCGGAGAUCAGCGGCUCGUCGUUCACCGAUUGCGGCGAUCCCUGCGAUAAGAAGGGGUCCUUUGAUCACGACUUAAAUGUGCGGCGAAUACUAUCGGAACUGCUUCUGGAGGACUGCGCCGGCAAUAGUGUCCAGACAUGCAGUGGUGGCGAACAGAAGCGCCUAUCAGUUGGUCUGGAAUUAGUUCAACAAAAUAAACCAAAUCUCUUGUGUAUAGACGAGCCGACCAGUGGUCUGGACAGCAAUGCCUCAGAAAUGAGUAACCAGAUCUAA